CCAGAGCCCGAGUCCGAGCGCAGUGAACGUCGUGCCUCGGGACCCCUAGGAUCCCCAGACCCCUGACCCACGAUGUCCAGGAAAAAGACCCCUAAGAGUAAGGCGGGGAGUACGCCCGCUUCUUCUCUGCCCACAGCCAAGGAGAAUGGGCCGGUGGGCUCCGGAGGGGGCGGCUCUAGCCCGGGCCCUGGCCCUGCCCCCAAGGCACCGAGGAACGGGCUUCUGCUGCCAGGCCGCCCGUCCCUUAGCUGCAGCGGUGAUUUCUACGACGUUGCUUUCAAGGUGAUGCUGGUAGGAGACUCUGGCGUAGGGAAGACCUGUCUGCUGGUUCGAUUCAAGGAUGGCGCCUUCCUGGCUGGGACCUUCAUUUCUACCGUGGGCAUAGACUUCAGGAAUAAAGUCUUGAAUGUGGAUGGAGUGAAAGUGAAGCUGCAGAUCUGGGACACUGCUGGGCAGGAGCGGUUCAGAAGUGUGACCCACGCCUAUUACCGGGAUGCCCAUGCUCUCCUUCUGCUUUAUGAUGUCACUAACAGAGCAUCCUUCGACAACAUCCGAGCCUGGCUGACUGAGAUCCAUGAAUAUGCACAAAAAGAUGUGGUGCUCAUGCUGUUGGGAAACAAGGUGGACUCUACCCAGGAGCGAGUGGUAAAAAGGGAAGAUGGGGAGAAGCUGGCCAAGGAGUAUGGGGUGCCCUUCAUGGAAACCAGUGCGAAGACAGGCCUGAAUGUGGAUUUGGCCUUUAAGGCCAUUGCAAAGGAGCUGAAGCACAGGUCCAUGAAGCUGCCAAGUGAACCCAAAUUCAAGCUGCAUGACUAUGUGAAGAGAGAAGUCCGAGGCUCAGGCUGCUGCCGCCCCUGACCUGGAGCUCCCAGAGCCUGCUAGCCCUGCCUAGGGACUGUGCUCCAGUGCUUGUGAGCCACCUUUCUUGUGGACAGUAUGUGCAUGUCUGUUGUGUGUCACUCUUUGUAAAGGUGAAAGAAGGGAGGUGCAGAGAAAAGGACAGCAAACUGGGUGGGAGGAACAAUUCUCCUCGGGAGAAGAUAACAGUGAUGGGAGUUUACUUUGAACCAGCAAGGUUCCAGACCUGCCUGGAAGCAUGGUGCUGGGACAGCCAGCUCCAUAAGGUUCAGUAACUUCUUUUUGGCUGGUCAGGACACUCAUUCCCUGGCUCUGUAAAGUUAUGAUGGCAAGGGUACUGAACCUCAUCAGCCCUGGAUAUUCAACAUGGCAUGUUCCCUUCACAAAGCAUCUCACUUGCCAAGUUUUGCCAAAGCUGUUUACAGACAGUAAGAAAAAAGGGUCAGACCCUUAAAAAGGACAUGCCUUUGUCCUUGUCUGGCUGCUCACUGUAGGUGACCUGCCUCUCCAGUAAGAAAAUGCAAAUUUUAUCGUAACUUCAACCAAUCUGUUGGUUUUCCCACAUGCUAACUCACUGGGCUUUCCACAUGCAGAAAACCAACCUGACAAAUCAUUUGUAUAGUGACAGGGGCUCUGGCUCCAUGUUUUUGCUCCUUUCUCUUCCUCAAUACCCUUAAAUGUAUGGUUCAUAUCCUCUUGGUUUAUUUCUCAAGGUUUCUUUGGAGAUCCCUCCUUUACAUAAAGCUAUUUUUUGCCCAAAUCUAGAAUAUAGAGAAAAGUUGUGGUUUCCCCAAAUUUCAGUUGGAAAGGGCAAUCACAGAAGAGUCUUAAGAGUUGUGCUCUCAUUAAGAUACCAGAAAACAAAAAGCUACAGAUGGACUUCAGAUAUAUCUACUCCAUAACUAUUCCAAAAAGGCAGGGUUACAUUUCAGCACUACCAGGGUACCCAGGAUUAAAAUUCAAGUGGAACCUCCAAGAAAGCUGGUCACCCAUAAGGAAGGCCUUUAGCAUUUCGAUGUUACCAAUCAAAUGAUAAGGACUAUAGAAACUAUUCCAAGGACUACUUUGUAACCUGCCCAGGGUGGAGAAAGAAAGGUAAUAAUUCCUCUCCUCUCAUCAAAGUAAACUGGGCUUACUUCUGUCCCAAGAGUAAUUGGGAAGCAUUGCAGUGUUAUUUCCCUUCUUCCCUCCCUUCAACAGGUCAGUUUGGAGCCCUACUCUGCUGACCAAAUGGGACUCUAGCUUUUUAUUUAGAAGGCCUGUUAGUCUCUUGGACCUGAAUCCUUUGGACCACUAGAUUGUGAGCUCAUUGAGGGCAGUGACCAUCUUUUGCCUUUUUGUAUCCCCAGUGCUUAACACAGUGCCUGGCACAUCAUAGGCACUUAAAAAACAAUUAUUAACCAACAAAAACGUGGGCUGUCCUGGAUUCUACUGGCAGGCUGAAAGCUGGAACAGAAAGGUAGAAGUCCAGUCUGAGCAUGCCAGCCUCCAGUCUUGCUUUCUAAGAGCAUAAAGGCACACAAGGUUUGCAUUCAUCCUCUUCAUUCCUUGGAGGGUGAUAAAACUUUAAAAAUAAUUCUAAAACCAGGUAUAGUUUAUGAAGAUAACUCACAUGGUAAUACUUUAAGGUCUUUUCCUAUUACAAAUCGGGAAAUAGCAUCUUUUUUUGUAGUCUUCUCAUAUAGGAUAAGGUCAUGAAUAGUGACCAUAAAACUAAUCCCUAACAAAAUCUACAGCUUUUUACAGUCUCCAAGUGCAUUCCUGUCAUCCUAGUCAAACCUCAAUAACCUUGAAGUAGGCAGGGUUGCCCAUUUUAUGGGUGAUAAAAGAUUGCUAUUUACCCAAAAUGGUUACACAGCUGGCCCUUAAACCAAGCCUCCCAAUUCCUCUUAACAUAAAACCUCUUUCAACUAGCCUCUGCCACAAAGCUAUUUUUCCCCUUAACAAAUAUCCCCUCCUUCAGAGUGCACUCCAGUUGAAAUAAGCUGAAAAAACAAAAUCCCAUUUCCAUGGACUUAAACCAUGUAUCAUUUCAAACCACUGGUGGGGCUUGGAAAUGAAUGAUACCAGGAAGGCCCUCAUACACCAGCGAACUCCAUGUGUGGAGACAGAAUAGAAUAUUUUACAGGUAAUUAUGAAACAAUUCUAUAAUUUACCAAGUCUUAUUUGGCAUACUGGCUGAAAAUGUGGGCUCUGAUCAGCAAGUUUCAGGUGCUCACCAAAAAGGGUCCAGAACAGUAAGGGUAACAAGGUCUUGAAUUAUUUAAUCAAUUUGUCAUCUUGAUGGUAGCAGUAUAACUACUGAAUUCCACACAGGAGCUUUAAAAGUAUAUAAAAUACAGUGUUCCCAAUCAGGAAAGUAGAUUUAAAGAGUGAUGAAGCAAACCAAGCUUCUGUCUUGUAUCCAAUGAGGUUCAUAGAUUCUGUAGCCCUGAAUUCAGUGGUCAUACUGUAUUAUGUCUGAUGAUAGCUUUUUAUAUCAUGAAGUGCUGCUGAAACAAGACUCAGUUACUCUGACCUUGUACAAACAUCUUCCGUAUUGGCCCUUCUGUUCAUGGCUGUUAUGUUCCACGAUGCUGUCAAUAAAGUUUGUUGGUUUUUAAAAAAAGCAAUGUUGUGUUUUGUGCUUGGCUCUUGUCACUGGAAGGAAUCUGAAAAAUUACCCAACCAUGUCAAACCGAGAUAA
Vombatus ursinus (common wombat) is the source of this 3544-nucleotide messenger RNA. RefSeq names its product RAB26, member RAS oncogene family (gene RAB26). The transcript is spliced from 9 exons. NCBI's taxonomy places the organism in Eukaryota, Metazoa, Chordata, Mammalia, Diprotodontia, Vombatidae. Bases 73 to 858 code for a protein of 261 amino acids. Gene Ontology annotation, cellular component: Golgi apparatus; endosome. Gene Ontology annotation, molecular function: GTPase activity; GTP binding. The record is from RefSeq and is a predicted model, not a curated record.